AUGAAGUUCUCACUCGCUCUCCUGUCCACGGUGCUGGGCACCGCCGCCGCCCAGGCCGUGACCUCCAAGAUCGCCCCGAGCGGCGCCGCGCCCUCAGGAUGCGCCACCAGCUACACCGGCUCGUUCGAGGUCACCGUCGAGGCCGUCAAGUCCGCCAACAAGGCCAAGCGCUUCAUUGAGUCCCGCGACACCUGCGGCGCAGACGGCAUCCUGGUCAUGACCCUCAACGGCGGGGUCCUGACCGACGCCAAGGGCCGCACCGGCUACAUCGCGUCCAACUACCAGUUCCAGUUCGACGGCCCCGUCCAGGCGGGCGCGCUCUACACGGCCGGCUUCUCGCUGUGCGGUAACAACUCGCUGGCGCUGGGCUCCUCGGCCGUCUUCUACCAGUGCAAGUCGGGCGACUUCUGGAACCUGUACGACCGCUGGUGGGCCGAGCAGUGCGAGCAGGUGCAGAUCAUCGCCAUGCCCUGCGGCUCCGGCAGUGGCGGUUCGGGCAGCGGCAACCAGGGCGGCGACGGCCAGGUCGUCGCCACGGCCAUGGUCACGACCACCGUCGUCAAGCCCCUCGGCGACGGCCAGCCGCAGGUGCUGACCACCGCGAUGCCCGUGCCCAUGUGCCAGAUCGGCGACGGCCAGGUCCAGGCCCACACCACCCCCUGCGCCCAGGUGCCCGCCAAGCCCGCCGUCACCAGCGCCGUCCCCGUCAGCCAGAUCCACGACGGCCAGAUCCAGAUCCCGCCCAGCGCGCCCGCCGUCACCCAGAUCGGCGACGGCCAGGUGCAGGUCCCGCCCGCCAGCGCGCCGCCCGCCACGACCGCCGCGCCCCCUGCGCCUGCGCCCCCGGCGCCCGCGCCCAGCAAGAACGCCAGCCAGAGCACGCUGGCUACGGUGCCCGCUGCGCCCACGCAGCCGGCCGCCGGCACGACCAGCCCGGCCUCGGUGCCCACUGCCGGUGUCGCCCGCGUCGAGCUGGGCUCUGCUGCUGCCGUGGCCCUCGGCAUCGUCGGUGCGAUGAUGCUCGAGCGACAUCGUGUUUCUUCUACAGCCGCAUUCCGACAGAACUACACCCGUGAUAUACUUGCGUGUGGCCGACACGUCCUUCCUUCCUGCUACCCUCAACAAAACCCUUACCCUUCCCAGGCGGGCGUGUGUGCGCGCGCACACAAUCCACCACACUUUCCCGACAGCCACUUCCCUCCCUCUCGCCAGAAGAGCCAGCCCUUCCCGCCCACCAUGGCCGAGUACUGGAAGUCCACACCCAAGUACUGGUGCAAGCACUGCUCCAUCUACGUGCGCGACACCAAGCUCGAGCGCGCCAACCACGAGGCCACGGGCAAGCACCAGGGCGCCGUCAAGCGCGCCCUGCGCGACCUGCACCGCGGCCACGAGCAGGCCGAGCGCGAGAAGGAGCGCGCCAAGCGCGAGAUCGACCGCCUCAACGGCGUCUACGCACCCCGCCCCGGCGGCCCGUCUUCUUCUUCUUCGUCGUCGGCAGCACCCAAGGCAUCGCGGCAGGAGCAGCUGGAGCAGCUGGCGAGCUUGGGUGUCAACAUCCCCGAGGAGAUGCGCAGCGACCUGGCGCUGGCGGGCGAGUGGAAGGUCACGGCCACGAGGGUCGUGCCCGACGAGGCCGAGAGGGACGAAGCUGACAAGGCGGUGGCGGCGGCGAGCGGCGUGAGGAAGAGGGAGCUGGAGAAGACGGAAGAAGAACAGGAGCACGAGGAGGCGAUGAAGGGCCUGUUCAAGAAGCAGAGGCGGUGGGGCAGGGAUUCGCGGACGGCGCCGGGCGAGGGCGAGGGCGACGACGAGCUGGAUGUGCUGCUGAGCGGGGGGUUGCUGGGUGUCAAGAAGGAGGCGAAGAAGGAAGAUUUCGAGGUUAAGAAGGAAGAUGGGGAGCCACAAGGAGGCUCGGGAGCGGCACCUGAGAUCAAACGAGAGUCUGUCGAUGAGGAGGAGGCACCUUCUGCUGAAGGAUCGAAGCCAGUGGCAGAAACUUCACACACGCCGGAUGUCAAGGCAGAGGAAGGACAGGCUACGGAUGCUCCGGCGGUGGUGUUCAAGAAGAGGAAGCCAAAGAACGUGAGGCAGAGAUGA
Messenger RNA from Thyridium curvatum, 2097 nucleotides. RefSeq lists its product as uncharacterized. Lineage: Eukaryota; Fungi; Ascomycota; Sordariomycetes; Thyridiales; Thyridiaceae. The transcript has 3 exons. Gene Ontology annotation, biological process: fungal-type cell wall organization. The coding region runs from base 1 to 2097 and encodes 698 amino acids. Gene Ontology annotation, cellular component: fungal-type cell wall. The record is from RefSeq and is a predicted model, not a curated record. Gene Ontology annotation, molecular function: zinc ion binding; structural constituent of cell wall.